Messenger RNA from Suillus bovinus, 1580 nucleotides. RefSeq lists its product as uncharacterized. The record is from RefSeq and is a predicted model, not a curated record. The transcript has 3 exons. Lineage: Eukaryota; Fungi; Basidiomycota; Agaricomycetes; Boletales; Suillaceae. Bases 123 to 1406 code for a protein of 427 amino acids.
UGUCCCGACUCUGUCACGGAGUGGCUAUCGCAUUCCCUUACUUACCACUUUGUCACUGGACGAGCGAACCAGGCUAUAGAAGAAUUCGCCAUAGAGCCAAUUGCACCCUUCUUGCUUGCGUCAUGGUCGGGGUUCAGUUUGAGAAGAAGGACAUAGUUCGUAUCGAUAAAAGUUCUGCCUUGGCUCGAUUCAUGGAUGCCCUUUUGGCGAAGUUCCAAAUGGUUCUCUGUGAAUGCGAUGGAGGCGAUCUCGACAAAGACAGCACAGGAGUCACACGCAGGGCAUGGAAACUCCUCAACAUCAUCUGUCCCAUCCUUGAGUCUGCCAAAGAUAACUAUCCUAUAAGUCGUUCAGUCGACGUCAUGCGGAACCUGGACGCGUGCCGGAAGAUCUAUUCACGACUCAGGUCACCCGAACAAAAUGAUCCCUGGGAACUGUUGAAAGCUCUGAAAAAUGGACUACGCUUCACGCUCACUGCUGCCGAAGUAUCUCGGGACCCUACCCGUUUGUGGUAUAGCUAUUAUUUAGGGUCGCAUGAUUUCCAUCCACCAGAAGAUUUCGACUGGUUGGUGGACUACCUCGAGUACAUUUAUUCCGACGACGAGGACACGGCAUUUGACAUCCUUUUGUUCCUGGUGGUCAUGAAAGCGCGCUACAGUCCUGCUAAACAACAUCAGUUCUUCAAGAGCCUCAUUGCCUGCAUGGGCAGUAACAUGCCUAAGCAUUUGCGCCAUGUCGCUCUCCGCGCGGCUAACAGCGCUCGAGAACAAAUUGCCUCAAUCGAUGCCAUCGAUGACGCGAAGUUGCGAGACAUGAUCUUGACCGAGCUCUCCCCCGCUAUCCUGACUGCAGUUUGCCUGCAACCAGAUGCAACGCUCUCUGAUCAUGAUCUUGGCCGCGACUUGAACUACCUCGAACUGCUAUUUACCCUCGCAAGGAAUUCCAACUGGCACCCCCAUUUGAUUAGGGAUCACAUAGAUCAAUGCAUCAGCAUGAUUACAAUGUGCUGCAGAUAUGAGGAGCAUGCCUUCUACCUAGCUGAAAUCUUCCUCCAAAUCGCACCUGAACAGUUGUCAGUUACAACGCUCGAUUCUGUCACAGAGCAACAGUGGUGGGACAUGCUCAGCACUGCGUGGUUCAUUGCCCCUCGUAUGAUGACUGUAUUUAACGACAUCAAGUUACUUCUUGCCCUUGUGGAAAGCACGAAGAAGUAUAUCCAAAUUGCUCCGACAUAUGAUCUCGAUGCUCUCAUUGGAAACGUGGAUCGUGUUAUCCAAGUACUGGAGGAGAAAAUUUCAGAACAGGGAGAGGGAGAGGGCAUCGCCGUUGCUGUGAAAGAGUUGGGGACUAUAGCCAGUGAUAUGCUUGAGAAGUUGGUCAGCAGUAAAGGAGUUAUUAGUCCCUGAAUACUAUGAUGGUACUUGCAUGUUGUACCUGGGACCAGAGGAACGAUGCAACUCUGCGAGGGGAUAUGUAUCACGACUCAAACAAUAUUGAUACUUGAUACGUCUAUGUAUUGUAGGAGACAAGUCACAUCUGUACUACAUAUAUGGAAAUCUACUCAUCUAAGACCAAUCAAA